This is a messenger RNA of Cantharellus anzutake, 900 nucleotides long. RefSeq lists its product as uncharacterized. The record is from RefSeq and is a predicted model, not a curated record. The transcript has a single exon. NCBI's taxonomy places the organism in Eukaryota, Fungi, Basidiomycota, Agaricomycetes, Cantharellales, Hydnaceae. Bases 338 to 802 code for a protein of 154 amino acids.
UGUUCUUCCGUUUGGUUCGUUUCUCGCACUUCGGCCGUGGCCACAGAAGGGCAGAGAAGGUACAAGCAGUUGCGCUCCCCUGUUUCAGUUGUGGAUUCGGUUCAUCGAACACAACUGUGCCACUUCCUCACUUCCUAUCGUUGUUCGCGUAACGGAUAUGGCAUGUUUGGAGAAUCGCGGAAGGAGCGCAAGUCAAGUAGUCGCGCGAAGCUGGGUGUUCGUAAUCUCGCUGACGGAUGGCGGAAAAAAAAAGGGACGGCCACUGCACGACGUUGGUUGCAGGGCCUUUUGAUUGAGGCUUGUACACAUUAAAUUUGAGUCUAAUGGUGUUAUCUUGAUGCCUGUGUUGCUUCUUGUCCGAGCUGAUGCCGAUCAGGCCGGGAGAUGCCAGCUCAUGAUGUUUGGUGAUCGGUCUAUCUAUAUGGGGUAUGGAGAUGUAAGCACUGUCAUACAUAAUUCGGUAUUUGACGGUGUAGCUUGUCCGGUCCCAGUUCGCAUGAGGGUGGUUGACAGUUGCAUGUACAGACUAGGAAGAGCUAUCGUUAUGAGUUUCCUCGAUGGUGGACUGACGACGUCAUUCUCUUAUCAUCAGGUCAGGGUUCUGACUCAAUACUUUUCAAAUUUGUCAGGACACUUUUGCAUCUCUGUCCCAUCGAUUGCUCGUUCAAUAUGCGUAUAUUAUUGCGGUCAUGAAUCAUUGGGUGACGCCGGAUGGAAAACGUUCCUCAGCGCUGUUGAACGGAUCGAUGAUUGCUUCUAUUCGGGACAGCGAAAGCAGGAUAAUGCCUCCGUGCGAACGUAGACAUAUCAGAGAGGGAAGAGUGGACGAUAGACGAAGCCCAAUGUGAACGUUCCUGAGGGUGCGGCAAGCGCUUUGAGGAGGGGCCAAAGUGUGCAAAU